AUGGACACUCAUCCUAACUACGAGCUCCGACCCGUGGACCUUGAAAAUUGGUCAAUCGAUGACAUUACCAAAGCGUUCGAGGGCCUCGACACACUGCACAGAGUGGUGGAUGCAUUCUGGGGAGAAAUUGUUGCCACGAACGCACACAUCACUUACAUGUACCAUCGCAUGGGACAUGACCCCAGAGUUCCGGGCAUAUGGACGUACAGAAAUGCCCGUCUGGCAUUACUCGAAGGUCGCGACACUCCUGAAGCGAGAUGGGCCUGGGAGAACUAUGAGAAGCAAGUCAUCGAAAACGACAAUGCCAAGACCUUUAUUGCCGCCUGA
This is a messenger RNA of Exophiala aquamarina CBS 119918, 327 nucleotides long. RefSeq lists its product as uncharacterized. The transcript has 2 exons. Bases 1 to 327 code for a protein of 108 amino acids. The record is from RefSeq and is a predicted model, not a curated record. NCBI's taxonomy places the organism in Eukaryota, Fungi, Ascomycota, Eurotiomycetes, Chaetothyriales, Herpotrichiellaceae.